Messenger RNA from Diaporthe citri, 1467 nucleotides. RefSeq lists its product as uncharacterized. The transcript is spliced from 5 exons. Lineage: Eukaryota; Fungi; Ascomycota; Sordariomycetes; Diaporthales; Diaporthaceae. The record is from RefSeq and is a predicted model, not a curated record. The coding region runs from base 1 to 1467 and encodes 488 amino acids.
AUGCUCUACAACUCCGCUGUGUUUCAGUCAUCAAGCUCGUUCGACUACACAAUUGCUGUCGUCAAGGACUCAUUUUUCAACGACACCACUUGGAGCGUAUCAUCGGCCGAAGAGCGGGCCCGGCGAGACUGGUCAUUUGUGGAAGACAACCGAAUCAACCCGCCAAACAACUACACCGACGUCAUCGGGACCAUGCGCGAGGACGCCAACGACGCCGAUUCAGCAUACAUGCGGCUCAAUGUGUCGGCUUGCUUCGAUUAUUACAGCCAUUACUUCAGGCCGCAAGGAAAUGGCUUCGUCUUCGUCAAGAACCAGAGCGUCCAGGAUCCACCCACUGAUAGCCUGCUUCUGUACGUCUCUGUCAUCCCAAGACACGACGACUGGGCAAAGAACCUGUGGGCUUUGACUAACGGUACUUUCCCCCCUCCGGCAAUGAUCUUGACAUCGCCACCCUCGCUGGUGACCAAGUGGUUCGUCGGAAAGCCAAGGUACGAAGUUGAUCACUGCCUGGUGCAACGGCCUCCGUGGUCCGAGAAGCGCUGCCAGCUGGAGUACUCUCCUUGGAUUCUGUGGACGUGCUGUGCUUCAAACCUUGUCAAGGUGCUGGUCAUGCUUAGUAUAUGGCUUGCUGCUCGGAAAGCCGCGGCCAAGAACGGCAGCAGACCCAGUGCUUCCCAAGAACAGCAGCCGCUUUGUACGCUUGGGGAUUCCAUCGCGUCGUUCAUGAGAGAGCCGGAUCACACGACGAAAGCCUUACCGAUUCCAAGCCUCAAACGCCGUGAUAUCAGCACAUCAUUGUCCUCCUACUGGUCCAUGGGCCUCGGCGAGCUUCAGGACUACACCUUCAUCUACACCUCCUUCCCGAGGGAGGACCCCUGGGGACUCAUCUCUAACGUGAUCUUGGCCAACGUCCCGCAGCUGAUGGCAUCCACGUUCUAUCUCCUUUACAAUGGCAUAUUAACCACGUUCUUGGUCCAAUUUGAGUUCAGCAACAUGUACAAGACGCGCAAGUCGCUGCGGGUGUCUGAGCCGGUCGACACGCAGCGGUCGAGCUACCCCAUCUCCCUGCCGUUUCGCUAUGGCAUUCCCUUGUUCAUCUCGUCGGGUAUCAUGAGCUGGCUGCUCUCUCAGAGCCUGUUCCUUGCGCGGAUCACAGCCCUCCACCCGGACGGCACGCCCGAUCGUAUCAACUCCUUUUCUACAACCGGCUACAGCCCAAUGGCAAUAUUCUUUGCUCUGAUCCUUGCGCUGACCCAGAUCAUCGCUGUCCUUGUUCUUGGUUUCCGACAGUACGCUGAGCCAAUGAGCCUGGUCUCCACCAACAGCCGUGCAAUCAGCGCCGCAUGCCAUGUGCUCCCUGAGGAAGUGAAAGACAGUUAUUUGCUGCCGAUAAGGUGGGCUGUUGUCGAGGUAGAUGAGUUUGCGAUUCGUCACUGUGCGUUCACAUCGAAGUCAGAUGACGAGUAA